This is a messenger RNA of Trichoderma harzianum CBS 226.95, 492 nucleotides long. RefSeq lists its product as hypothetical. Gene Ontology annotation, molecular function: protein binding. The transcript is spliced from 2 exons. The record is from RefSeq and is a predicted model, not a curated record. NCBI's taxonomy places the organism in Eukaryota, Fungi, Ascomycota, Sordariomycetes, Hypocreales, Hypocreaceae. Bases 1 to 492 code for a protein of 163 amino acids.
AUGAACUCCCUCCCCUUCGAACUCGUCUCCCAAAUCCUCACCAACCUCCCCCCCUCCUCCUACAAAUCCGCCCGCCUCACCUGCCAAGCCUUCAACGCCGCCCUCGCAAAGCCAACAUUCACCACCCUCGCCACAUUCAUCGACCCAAACACCGCCCAGCAAACCAUAGAAAAACUCGCCGCCGACCUCAACCGCCGGCCGAAAGCCAUCUGGUCCCCCGGGUGCUCCGUGCCUCGGGGGCUGCCCGUCCCGGAAAGCUUCCUCUUCGCUAUGCAUGUCGCGCUGCGCGGCACGCCUGAUGUUGUUUCUGAGGCGGAUAGCGUGACGGCGUGGAACUUUGGGAGCACGGUUGGGAUGGAUGAUGUUACGGAGGAGACGCUGCGGCAGGCAUUGUUUCGGUAUUCGUUGUAUUUGAGUUACAUCUAUGAUGGGGAGGGCGAGGCGCCGCAGCUGUGGGUGAUGAAUUCGAAGAAAUGGGCGCAGCAGCGAUGA